Messenger RNA from Branchiostoma floridae (Florida lancelet), 825 nucleotides. RefSeq lists its product as uncharacterized. The record is from RefSeq and is a predicted model, not a curated record. NCBI's taxonomy places the organism in Eukaryota, Metazoa, Chordata, Leptocardii, Amphioxiformes, Branchiostomatidae. The coding region runs from base 151 to 507 and encodes 118 amino acids. The transcript has 3 exons.
GAUAAAAGGUGACAGCCCAUAUGUCUCUGUCAAUCAUUGCCGACUGUAGUGUCGACUCCGACAACAGGUUGGAGGGCUGGUGCACGUAGUACGGCCUCAGUCAGUCUACGAAGAAGAAGUUUGAUUCGACGCUCCAGGGUGACAUUCAGGAUGCCUGGAACUCUGGUGAAUCUUCUACUACUGACAGUCUGGGCCACAGCCAAUGAGGUUCCUUUUCAAGAAAGAUUGAAGGACAGCGUCAUGGACAUGGACAUGGACACACCUAGCGUGCCCCUUUCGCCCCGUACUCCACGAGUGGGUGGCAGACCGACUUCAGGGGACUUCCUGCAGCCUGACCUGCCGUUCUCGCUGCUCCGCCAGGGCACCGCUGCCGCGAGGCCAGACGGGGACCAGCCCCGAGACACCGGCGACGGACGAAGGAGAGCCUCCAAGUGGAAAGGGUCCCGCGUGGUAGUCUGGAGCAAACUGAUGCCCAACCCGCAAGGCUUCUUAGCCCUGUACGGUUGAUCAGUACAGUCUUCACACGCAAAAGUUACCUGGCGUUCCGACAUGAUACAGCCAGAAUCACGCCUUUUCUUUAGUUCAAUAUUUCUGAAUGAUUACACUGUAUUCAGAAUAGACACAGAUGACGUUUGUCGGUCAAUUCGCAGAAAGUCAGCUCGACGUAGCGUUGCGCUAUUUCAGAUUGUUGCCAUAUUUCCAGGAGGCGCAGAUCGUUCAAAAAGUAUUAGAGACGAAGUGAGCUGCAGGAUAAAUCCUAUUAGCUGAUCUGUGGUCAGCAGGUACACUUCAGACAUUCCAAGAAUAAAGUUGAAGAAAACGUAA